AACAACAACAACAUCACCACCAUCAGAAUUAUUUGGUGUUUUUUUUCCCUCAUCAUAAAAUAACAUCGACAGCAACAACUGCAGUAACAACAGCGCUAUCUGUCAUAGAAGAUCAAGUCAAAGUGCCAUAAUAUUUUUAAAAUCAUACUUGUAUUACUUUGUGAAAUUGUGCGUGUGUGUUUAGAUUAAAACGAGCAAAUAAAUAACAGCAACAGCCACAACAAAAA
Messenger RNA from Aplysia californica (California sea hare), 227 nucleotides. RefSeq lists its product as uncharacterized. The record is from RefSeq and is a predicted model, not a curated record. Lineage: Eukaryota; Metazoa; Mollusca; Gastropoda; Aplysiida; Aplysiidae.